AUGCCUGUGCAGCUCUUACCGGCCUCCGCGCAGGCCUUUGCGCCUCGAUCGUCUCCAGAGAUCGUCCUCAACACCAAGGUUGAGCCUUGGUUAACGCAAACGUUGAAGCGCAUCAACCGAAUCAAGCGUCCUUUGAACAGCGUUCCACAACACUUCCGAUGUCUGACGGAGACCCUCGGCGGCUCCAAUGCCAUCUGGACGCUGGCAUCCCUCAUGUUACCCAAGGCGCCUGACUCGGACCUGCGCAAGGACUCCAACCCGCUGAUAGAAGCGCUCUUCAACUAUCAGCUGAUCCACGUGGAGGCUUACGUUGUACACGUCGACAUGGUAUCACAGCACGAGGUCGCCUUCAAGCUGACGCCGGAGACGAUCGAAUCGCUGGUUGAAUACCACAAGGAAAUCUAUUCGAUCGACGCCUCGGCGAGCACAUGGAGUUGGCCAGAGAAGGAAGCACAAGUCAAGAAGAUGCAGGAUGAGUUCGUGCAGGGUGCGAACAAGUUUGUUUUCCGUACCAGUGUGCGCGCACUCGAGGGUCUGGAGGAGGAUGGCGCCGGCGAGUUGCUCGAAGGACGAUCAGAAGAGGUCAAGAGUGCAAUCAUGAACCUUUUCCUGCCGCUCCUUCCACCGCCACCGCGGAUCGUGGAUGUCAUUCACCCAGCGCCAAUUCUGCCGAAUGCCACCAUCCCCGGCCACUGGUGGGCACCACCUCCCCAGCACAUGGCACCACCUCAUCCAGCUCCUGUGGAUUCCUGGAAGGUUCUGCCGUCCACUCCUUCGCCAACGGCGACCUCUUGCAGCGACAACCAAUCCAACACCUUCUGGCAAGAUGUCAACCUCCAGCUGCCGUCGCCCACGCCGUCUUUCAGCCAACCGUACACAACGGCGCCGUCGCAAUAUUACAGCUCGCCUCAGUGCAUGGCACCAAUGCCAGCAAUGCACCUCCCCAGCUCGCUGCCACAACACUGCGGUAACGACAUGGGCAUGGGAGGCUACCACGAGUUCGGCUGGAGCCAGAGCACCUUUGCACCUCAAUAUGCCACCACGGUAUGA
Messenger RNA from Zasmidium cellare ATCC 36951, 1050 nucleotides. RefSeq lists its product as uncharacterized. The coding region runs from base 1 to 1050 and encodes 349 amino acids. The record is from RefSeq and is a predicted model, not a curated record. NCBI's taxonomy places the organism in Eukaryota, Fungi, Ascomycota, Dothideomycetes, Mycosphaerellales, Mycosphaerellaceae. The transcript has a single exon.